Hemiscyllium ocellatum (epaulette shark) is the source of this 2676-nucleotide messenger RNA. Its product is annotated as sodium- and chloride-dependent neutral and basic amino acid transporter B(0+)-like. The record is from RefSeq and is a predicted model, not a curated record. Gene Ontology annotation, molecular function: L-proline transmembrane transporter activity. The transcript is spliced from 21 exons. Gene Ontology annotation, biological process: sodium ion transmembrane transport. NCBI's taxonomy places the organism in Eukaryota, Metazoa, Chordata, Chondrichthyes, Orectolobiformes, Hemiscylliidae. The annotation marks the transcript as partial. Gene Ontology annotation, cellular component: membrane.
GAGAAUGUGGAACGGGGUAACUGGUCUUCGAAGACUGAUUACCUGCUCUCAAUGAUUGGUAAUGCAGUGAGUUUUGGGAAUGUUUGGAGAUUUCCUUACCUGGCUUACAAAAACGGAGGAGGUGCAUUCCUUAUUCCCUAUUCUGUCAUGCUGGCCCUUGUUGGGAUACCAUUGUUUUUCUUGGAGUGUUCCUUUGGUCAGUUUGCCAGCCUUGGGCCUGUUGCAGUGUGGAGGGCUGUGCCUAUGUUACAAGGUGUGGGGAUUGCUAUGAUGCUUCUGAUUACAAUGUCCAACAUUUCGUACAACUGCAUCGUUGGCUACAGUCUAUACUACCUGUUUGCUUCCUUCCAAUCACCCCUACCAUGGGCAGACUGCUUCAGUUGGUGGGGAGCAGAUGAAACAUGCAGCAGGACCCCCAAAGAGACUCUCUGCAAUCUCACUCUGACUGAUGGAUAUUUUGAAAUCGUUAAUAUAACACAGCUGCAGGAAAACAAUGGAUCUUGUCCAAAUGGAUCAGAAAUCUCCAAUCCUCACCAGGGCCCGAGUGAGCAAUACUGGGAUAAAGCAGUUUUACGCCGUUCCAGUUCAAUGGAUGAGCCUGGGGAGGUAAUCUGGUAUUUAGCCCUCUGUCUGCUUCUUGCCUGGCUAAUAGUUGGGGCAGCAUUAUCAAAAGGAAUCAAAUCUUCAGGAAAGGUGGUUUAUUUCACUGCGACAUUCCCUUACGUGGUUCUGACCAUACUCCUGAUCCGAGGGGUUACCCUGGAGGGAGCUUCUAAAGGAAUUGAAUUCUACAUCGGAAGCCAGUCAGACUUCUCCAGACUGGCUGAUGCUGAGGUCUGGAAAGAUGCUGCGACUCAAAUUUUCUUUUCUAUCUCAGUGGGUUGGGGCACUUUAGUAGCAUUGUCGUCUUACAACAAGUUCCACAAUAACUGCUACAGAGAUACCAUCAUUGUCUGUGUUGUUAAUUGUGCUACGAGUAUGUUUGCUGGAUUUGUCAUCUUCUCCAUCCUGGGACACAUGGCUCACAUACAAGAUAAGCCCGUUUCAGAGGUUGCCCAGUCAGGUUUCGGUUUGGUCUUCAUUGCCUACCCAGAGGCCCUUGCACAGUUACCGUGGGCACCAUUAUGGUCUGUUUCAUUUUUCUUCAUGCUGCUCACUCUGGGAGUUGACACACAGUUUGCAGGUUUAGAAACAGUUAUGACAGCCCUGCAAGACCAGUUCCCUACAUUGGUCCAAUCAAAGCGCCUUCUUCUGACAGCUGGUGUUUGUUCGUUAUUUUAUCUGCUUGGCCUUCUAUGUGUGACACAGGCUGGGAUUUACUGGCUAAAUUUAAUGGAUCAUUACGUUACGGACUGGAUUCUCGUUAUAACAGCUCUCCUGCAACUCAUCGGUCUCAGCUGGAUCUAUGGGACAAACAGAUUCAUCAAGGACAUUGAGAUGAUGAUUGGGGAAAGGACUUGGCUCUUCUGGCUGUGGUGGAGAAUGUGUUGGAUUCUGAUCUCUCCGUGUUUGCUGGUGGCAGUCUUAAUCUGGUCCUUGACAACAUUUGCCCCACUAAGAUAUGGAUCUGUUGAAUACCCUGUCUGGUCAGGAGCACUGGGCUGGUGUAUGACCAUCUUCUGUAUUAUGUGGAUCCCCAUCAUGGCUGUGGUGAGAGUUGUCCAAGCUGAGGGCCCCACCUUGUGGCAGAAAGUGAGGACUGUGUGGGAUUGCUAUGAUGCUUCUGAUUACAAUGUCCAACAUUUCGUACAACUGCAUCAGUGUCCUAACUUACUACAUGUUUUUGUUCUUAUUUUCUGUAGUAAAGCAGUUUUACGCCGUUCCAGUUCAAUGGAUGAGCCUGGGGAGGUAAUCUGGUAUUUAGCCCUCUGUCUGCUUCUUGCCUGGCUAAUAGUUGGGGCAGCAUUAUCAAAAGGAAUCAAAUCUUCAGGAAAGGUGGUUUAUUUCACUGCGACAUUCCCUUACGUGGUUCUGACCAUACUCCUGAUCCGAGGGGUUACCCUGGAGGGAGCUUCUAAAGGAAUUGAAUUCUACAUCGGAAGCCAGUCAGACUUCUCCAGACUGGCUGAUGCUGAGGUCUGGAAAGAUGCUGCGACUCAAAUUUUCUUUUCUAUCUCAGUGGGUUGGGGCACUUUAGUAGCAUUGUCGUCUUACAACAAGUUCCACAAUAACUGCUACAGAGAUACCAUCAUUGUCUGUGUUGUUAAUUGUGCUACGAGUAUGUUUGCUGGAUUUGUCAUCUUCUCCAUCCUGGGACACAUGGCUCACAUACAAGAUAAGCCCGUUUCAGAGGUUGCCCAGUCAGGUUUCGGUUUGGUCUUCAUUGCCUACCCAGAGGCCCUUGCACAGUUACCGUGGGCACCAUUAUGGUCUGUUUCAUUUUUCUUCAUGCUGCUCACUCUGGGAGUUGACACACAGUUUGCAGGUUUAGAAACAGUUAUGACAGCCCUGCAAGACCAGUUCCCUACAUUGGUCCAAUCAAAGCGCCUUCUUCUGACAGCUGGUGUUUGUUCGUUAUUUUAUCUGCUUGGCCUUCUAUGUGUGACACAGGCUGGGAUUUACUGGCUAAAUUUAAUGGAUCAUUACGUUACGGACUGGAUUCUCGUUAUAACAGCUCUCCUGCAACUCAUCGGUCUCAGCUGGAUCUAUGGGACAAACAGAUUCAUCAAGGACAUU